Molecule: messenger RNA, 2289 nt
Organism: Nomascus leucogenys (northern white-cheeked gibbon)
Lineage: Eukaryota; Metazoa; Chordata; Mammalia; Primates; Hylobatidae
Product: amine oxidase [copper-containing] 3-like
Biological process (GO): amine metabolic process; response to antibiotic
Cellular component (GO): Golgi apparatus; plasma membrane; endoplasmic reticulum
Molecular function (GO): primary methylamine oxidase activity; quinone binding; copper ion binding
Source: RefSeq, a predicted model, not a curated record
AUGGCUGUCUUCAUUAUUUUGUCCCUGUUUAGUGUUCUGGUGACAGGCAUGGGUGAAGAUGGGGCUGGGAGUGAGAAAGGAGGUGAGAGGGAAUGUAAGUUGAACCAGCUUCCCCAUUGCCCCACCAUAUCUCCUAGUGCCCAGCCGUGGACACACCCUGGCCAGAGCCAGCUGUUUGCAGACCUGAGCCGAGAGGAGCUGACAGCUGUGAUGCACUUUCUGACCCAGCGGCUGGGGCCAGGGCUGGUGGAUGCAGCCCAGGCCCGGCCCUCGGACAACUGUGUCUUCUCAGUGGAGCUGCAGCUGCCUCCCAAGGCUGCAGCCCUGGCUCACUUGGACAGGGGGAGCCCCCCACCUGCCCGGGAGGCACUGGCCAUCGUCUUGUUUGGCAGGCAACCCCAGCCCAACGUGAGUGAGCUGGUGGUGGGGCCACUGCCUCACCCCUCCUACAUGCAGGACGUGACUGUGGAGCGUCAUGGAGGCCCCCUGCCCUAUCACCGACGCCCCAUGUUGUUCCGAGAGUACCUGGACAUAGACCAGAUGAUCUUCGACAGAGAGCUGCCCCAGGCUUCUGGGCUUCUCCACCACUGUUGCUUCUACAAGCGCCGGGGACGGAACCUGGUGACAAUGACCACGGCUCCCCGUGGUUUGCAAUCGGGGGACCGGGCCACCUGGUUUGGCCUCUACUACAACAUCUCAGGGGCUGGGUUCUUCCUGAACCCCGUGGGCUUGGAGCUGCUAGUGAACCACAAGGCCCUGGACCCUGCCCGCUGGACCAUCCAGAAGGUGUUCUAUCAAGGCCGCUACUACGACAGCCUGGCCCAGCUGGAGGCCCAGUUUGAGGCUGGCCUGGUGAAUGUGGUGCUGAUCCCAGACAAUGGCACAGGUGGGUCCUGGUCCCUGAAGUUCCCUGUGCCCCCGGGUCCAGCUCCCCCUCUGCAGUUCCAUCCCCAGAGCCCCCGCUUCAGUGUCCGGGGAAGUCGAGUGGCCUCCUCACUGUGGACUUUCUCCUUUGGUCUUGGAGCAUUCAGUGGCCCAAGGAUCUUUGACGUUCGCUUCCAAGGGGAGAGGGUAGCCUAUGAAGUCAGCGUCCAGGAGGCCUUGGCCAUCUAUGGAGGCAAUUCUCCUUCUGCUCUACGAAGCCGGUACAUAGAUAGUGGCUUUGGCUUGGGCCACUUCUCCACGCCCCUGACCCGUGGGGUGGACUGCCCCUACCUGGCCACCUACGUGGACUGGCACUUCCUUUUUGAUUCCCAGGCCGCCAAGACAAUACGUGAUGCCUUUUGUGUAUUUGAACAGAACCAGGGCCUCCCCCUGCGGCGACACCACUCAGAUCUCUACUCCCACUACUUUGGGGGCCUUGCGGAAACGGUGCUGGUCGUCAGAUCUGUGUCUACUAUGCUCAACUAUGACUAUGUGUGGGAUACGGUCUUCCACCCUAAUGGGGCCAUAGAAGUCAGACUCCACACCACCGGCUACAUCAGCUCAGCAUUCCCCUUCGGUGCUGCCCAGAGGUAUGGGAACAAAGUUUCAGAGCACACCCUGGGCACGGUCCACACCCACAGCGCCCACUUCAAGGUGGACCUGGAUGUAGCAGGACUACAGAACUGGGUAUGGGCCGAGGAUAUGGCCUUUGUCCCCAUGGCUGUGCCCUGGAGCCCUGAGCACCAGACGCAGAGGAUGGAGGUGACCCGGAAGCUGCUGGAGACGGAGGAGCAGGCCGCCUUCCCCAUGGGAGGCGCCACCCCUCGCUACCUGUACCUGGCCAGCAACCACAGCAACAAGUGGGGUCACCCCCGGGGCUACCGCAUCCAGGUGCGCAGCUUUUCUGGGGAGCCACUGCCCCAGAACAGCUCCAUGGAGAGAGGCUUCAGCUGGGGGAGGUACCAACUGGCGGUAACCCAGCGGAAGGAGGAGGAACCUAGUAGCACCAGCAUCUACAAUUUGAACGACCCUUGGACACCCACUGUGGACUUCACUGACUUCAUCAACAAUGAGACCAUUGCAGGGCAGGACUUGGUGGCCUGGGUGACAGCUGGUUUUCUGCAUAUCCCACAUGCAGAGGACAUUCCUAACACGGUGACUGUGGGGAACAGCAUGGGCUUCUUCCUCCGACCCUACAACUUCUUUGAUGAAGACCCCUCCUUCUACUCUGCCGACUCCAUCCACUUCCGAGGGGACCAGGAUGCUGGGGCCUGUGAGGUCAACCCCCUGGCUUGCCUGCCCCAGGCUGCUGCCUGUGCCCCCGACCUCCCUGCCUUCUCCCACGGGGGCUUCUCUCACAACUAG